AAAAACCUCAAACGGACGAAACCUCAGCAACUCAUUAGUGUUUCAAUUCACUCGUCAUAUACUUUCUCUAUCAGUAUAAUCUUCUCAUCUUAAUUGCAAAAAAUGGGGACUUGCGCUUCUUCACACAUCUUGGGGUGGCAAAGUGGAAGAUUUCUGCUAAAGAAUACUCCGGCAGCGGCGCCGGCCAUGGUGGUCCACGAGAACGGCGAGCUACUGGAGUGUCGCCGUCCGGUAAAGGCCGCCGACGUUUUGUCGGAGAACCCGAACUGCUUCCUCUCAAACUCGGAGUCCAUGAGCGUUGACUCAGAAAUACCUCAAGUAUCGAAAGACGAAGACCUGCAGAUCGGUCAACUCUACUUUCUCCUCCCCAUUUCUAAGUCGCACUCUCCACUGACUCUUCAAGAUAUGUGUGGGCUCGCCGUCAAAGCCAGCACCGCUCUCAAUGCGUAUUUCACUCCGGUGGCCGGAGCUGUUGCCGGCCGCCGCUGCCGCCGCGGUUCUUACAAUGACAGAGUUUCUAGGCGGCGGCAUGUGGUCAGCUUAACUGACUGGACCUUGGCUGUUGUAACAAAAUGUUAAUUUUCCAAAUUAAACUUCCUAUCAACAAAUAUUUGUAAUUUUUCUAAUUUGUUCCCGGCCCCGUAAAAUGUUUUGUUUUUCUUCUAUAAUUCGGAAAUAUUUCGAGAGAAUUAAGGGAGACGUGUACGAUAAAUGUAAUAAGGAACAUCCGUCCAAGUUAUUUGUAAAGAGCUUGGGUGUACCUUCAAUUGUGACCGCACCAACUGAUACCUGCACCGAACCACCCCGAUCAAAAUGAGGAAAACCGCAUUGACCGGGUAACGGGUAUGAGGCGGGGAAUUUCCGUUUUAUUUUUACGGGUAAUGGGGCGGUUACGGUUUUAUACAUACCCGCCCCAUUACCCGCCCCAUUACCCGCCCCGUUUAUUUGUAGUUAUAUUUUUAUUAUAUUUUUAUCUAUUAUUUGUUGUUAAAAGAUGAGAUUUUUUUUUCAUUGUGUAUAUAUAGAUGAUAGAUGUACUAACUAUAAUGUAUGAACGAAAGUUCAUAAUAGAUUUUAAUAGACUUGUUAGAUAUUACCAUAGUUCAAAUUAAUUUAAGUUGAUUCCUUUCUUGUCUUGUAGAUAUACG
Cuscuta europaea is the source of this 1148-nucleotide messenger RNA. NCBI's taxonomy places the organism in Eukaryota, Viridiplantae, Streptophyta, Magnoliopsida, Solanales, Convolvulaceae. The record is from the annotation of a GenBank genome assembly.